AUGUCCCAUUUGUCUGUGGUGAUGUCUUAUGAGAAAUCGGCCGGUCUAUCAAUGAUGUUGUCGCCACUUCGUGGAUCCACUCGACACGAUGUAAUUGGCUUCAACACAGGAUUGAUGAGCAAAUCGAACGACACGAAUAAUGUGAGGGUGUUUGAGUCGCUAAAGUGUUGGAACUGCAGGGAAACAGUAACUGGAGAGAUGGGCGCUGACGGGAAAGUUCAGGGAUUUCACCAAACGAGCUGCUCCACGUUCAUCUGUACUCCGUGCCAUGCGUUGAGCCCGCGCGAUCGGAAACGAAUGCAUUUGUGUAUUGAAAAGUACUGCAUCGUUGCUUCGCCGAAUGUCAAUGCGAUCUGGUUGAGCAUUUUGCUCAGUGACACGGUGAGGCUGAGCCCUGACAAGAACGGGUACAUUCUCGCUAAAGCGUUCACAACGCCGAAAUGCCCGACUUGUGACGAGGGCUUCUCGGUCGCGAUCCCAAAACGGCAUCCAUUUGUUUUGACAAAGUGUGGACACACAAUUUGCAGGGGAUGCUCGGAGCGACUCCAUCCCCAAUACCCUCAAGUGCUGUGCCCCGGUUGCAAAACUGCUAGCAACAAGUGGGAUUGUCGACGGGAUCAAAUCCUAUUUGAGCUUCUCAACGAUGUGGAGGCUGAUAAAGAGGUCAAAUCAAUUCGAGUGCACUCGUUCGACUCGUUGAAAUGUUGGAGCUGCGCACAACCGGCACUUGGCAACUGUAAAUUGGGUGCAAACGGAGAACUUCAAGGAGUCUACCAAAUGAAAUGUGUGACAGCGUUUCUCUGUGGUCGAUGCGUUGCCAGUGAUCCAAGGCGACGCCAACGAAUGCAUGUAUGUGGUGAGACGGAUUGUGCCUCGAUCCGGCUAAGUCCCUACUCAAUUUGGGUGAAGCUCGUCGUGGAUGGAUUCGUGAAAAUGAGCUCGGAUUGCAGCGGUUACGUAAUCGAGAAGCCGUUUCCCCAAAUUGAAUGUCCGAUUUGUGCAGAGACUUUCUCGACAUCUCCUUCAGCUCGAGAACCCAUCGAUCUCCCAUGCGGACACACGGUGUGUCAGGGUUGCUCGGGAAAACUUCUCAUCAACGAGACACAAGUCCGGUGUGGAAACUGUGGAACAGCAACCCACAGGGAUCAGAAUCGAAAGAACAGGAUCCUUAUCGCUUUCCUCAAUGAGCUCAAUUCCGUUCUAAACAAUCCUCAACAGAAGGAGAAAUGCGAGAAAUGUGGCGUAGAACAUCGACCGAACAAAAGCGUCCACUGCGAGGAGUGCCGGAUGACACUGUGUGCCAUGUGUUUUCUGAUGGAACAUAGAGAACACGAGUUCACACGAUUAGAUGGAAUAGCCAUCGCCUAUCAGAUCAACGCCUACUCGAAGGCGGUUCCCAUUCUUCAGCAAGAAGUCGACACUUCGAUUCAGCUCUUCGAGAAUUUGGUCGUCGAGAAGAGAGGAGAAUGGCCAGACUGUCAGGUGUUUGGGAAUCGAUUUGAGGAAAUCUCCGAGGAAUAUAUCCCUCACUUACGCACUUAUGGCACCAAAUUGAAGCAACUCUGCGACGAAGCUGCGGGAAAGGACAUCGAAUCA
Molecule: messenger RNA, 1596 nt
Organism: Mesorhabditis belari
Lineage: Eukaryota; Metazoa; Nematoda; Chromadorea; Rhabditida; Rhabditidae
Source: the annotation of a GenBank genome assembly